Folsomia candida is the source of this 2399-nucleotide messenger RNA. RefSeq names its product protein shifted. The coding region runs from base 1047 to 2168 and encodes 373 amino acids. Gene Ontology annotation, cellular component: extracellular region; cell surface. Gene Ontology annotation, molecular function: signaling receptor binding. Gene Ontology annotation, biological process: anatomical structure development. Lineage: Eukaryota; Metazoa; Arthropoda; Collembola; Entomobryomorpha; Isotomidae. The transcript has 15 exons. The record is from RefSeq and is a predicted model, not a curated record.
UUGAGUUGAGAACCUCAAAAAGCAUUUCAUUUCAUUUAUUGAGCAGUAGUUUCUCUCCUGAUUUUACUUACAAGACUGAACAAUCUUCUUCAUCUACGCUCUCUAAGCACUUAAUUUCCAGGAGAGAAUACAAAAGUUGUUGUUUAGUGUUAAAACGACCACUAAACCGAGUACACAAUUUCUUCAUUAAUCAGAAGAGAAAAAGUCUCAGUUUUUCAAACCAACACCUUUCUUUUCAUACAUACAUACGUAGAAUGUAUUUAUUUAUUACGUAAUGUAAAUAGGUGCUCCUUGUUCUCAACUUAAAAUCUGUUUAUCUAGAGAUCUGCAUCUGAACAAUGAUUAUCACCUCGUAACAUAAUACGUGACAUUAUGUAAAGGAGUCGUAAAUAAUUUUUUUCCUGCGUAUUUACCCAGUGAAGAUGCCUACAAUAGGCUUGUGCAUAAAGGAAAUUAAGAAAGAAGCGUGUGCUGCUGUGGUAGAAAAGGAGUGUGGCAGUGGAAAUAAGAAUAUAAUGAAAUAAUCAAGUGUGCACUUAAAAACGCGUCUCGUGCCUGCUGCAUUUCACUUCAACUUCUUCUUGCACGAGAUGAAGAUGAUCUUCUUGGUGGAUGGAUUGGAUUCAGUAAAAAUUGUGCCCUGAUCUGACCGUGAACUGUACAAUGCGAUGCGAUGAGAUGCGAUGCGAUACUGGAUUCCUGGAGAAUUGGAUGCAUGAUAGAGUUCAUUUUGUGAAUGAGUCCACUUGAUAGCAUGGGCGUGAGAGGUACACAAAUAGUUGAUAAGAAAUAAUACUUUAGUUACAUACGCACAACGGAGGUGAAAUUGGAACAGAGAUAAAAUUGUGAAAAAAAUGAGACAAAUUCUAAAGAGUGUAGUUUAAUUAAGACAUCUUUCAUGGUCAGGAACUGCAAAUUACGACUUAAUUGAUUUGGAGAUGUUAAAUAGCGUGUAAAGUCACUGCAGAAUGAGUCGUUGGUGGAGAAAGGGAGAGAAAAGUGGUGCCCCUUAUUAAAACUGACAAAUCAGCCAACUAUGAGAAAAUAUGAACUUUCUCUUCGUAAUUAUACCUCUGAUCGUCUCAAUCCCCUCACUUAUUCCUAAUCUCAUCGAGGCCAAGAGAAACAACGGACACGGAAAUAAUAAUGAUCGACCACGACGCCACCAACAUAACGCCAACUCGGGCAAUUCGGAUUUAUCACUGUGGAUUGAUGAACAGUUUAUUAAACGGAUAAGUGGUUUCCCGAUGGAAAUUCAGAUCAUAACGGACGGCAAUGUGCAGCAAUACCUGUUGGAUCCUAAUUUUGAAAACUAUUUACCGGUGAUACCUUCUGAGGUUGGGAUGGUCAACUUGACGUGGCGAGCAGGGGAGAAAAAGUACUUUUAUAAUUUUGACAGACUCCAGUCAUUCAACGAGCAAGUGUUAACCCCACCCAUCUUAUCAAUCGAAACGAGAGGAAAGAUUCCUAGAAAGCCGAAAUCUUUCAGCGUAUUGCUGCCCUGUUCCGGGAAAGAAAGUGGGAUCGCCCUCUUCACGAUCGGCCUCCUUAUCGAAACACGGAAAGGUCACGCCCUUCAAGGAACCCCAUUUAGGUUUAAGCUACGUAAAGAAUGUAUCGUUCGUGAAGGGCCGGAUCAAGAAUGUGAUAAGAAAUGUGCCAAUGGGGGUUGGUGUACGAAGGAGAAAGUUUGCCAGUGUCGACAGGGAUAUCUCGGCCAGUACUGCCAGAGUGCGAUGUGUUACCCGAGGUGCCAGAAUGGGGGGAUUUGUUCUUCUCCUGGGGUGUGUGACUGUCCAAAUGGUUUUCACGGAGAUUAUUGUGAAGGAGGGAUUUGCGGAGAAAAAUGCUUAAAUGGUGGAAAAUGUAUCGGGAAAGAUAAGUGUGACUGUGCUCGUGGGUAUUACGGUCUUCGAUGCGAGUUUAGCAAGUGCAUGAUUCCUUGCCUCAAUGGAGGUCGUUGUCGAGGGGUAAAUAGUUGUCGAUGUCCCUUUGGUUUUUCGGGAGAUCACUGUGAAAUCGAACUAACUACGAGCAACCGGUCCAUCUCGCAACGCCACACGUGUUCUGUCCCUUGUCGACACGGGAUUUGUGUCAGCCCGAAUAAAUGCGAAUGUCAAAGAGGUUGGCGUGGGAAGAAAUGUUCGAGAAGAAUUUACACGGACUAGAGGAAAGUCAAAAGUGAAUCCUUCCCUUCUAACCUAAUCAUUAGUCGAUCUUAUAAUUCCACUUGUGAAAUGUGAUUUCCCUGUACACAAAACAGAACAGCCCACACCAACUAAACUUAUGCCAGCAUAUACAUUUAUUUUGAAGGAUUUGUUGAUUAAUAAAAUGACUUUGAAAUAAAGUGAAAGUUUCACUUCGCCGGUGAAAGCUUAAACCUUUCAUAGUUAAACUUA